Sesamum indicum (sesame) is the source of this 1766-nucleotide messenger RNA. Its product is annotated as O-Glycosyl hydrolases family 17 protein. Gene Ontology annotation, biological process: carbohydrate metabolic process. The record is from RefSeq and is a predicted model, not a curated record. Gene Ontology annotation, molecular function: hydrolase activity, hydrolyzing O-glycosyl compounds. NCBI's taxonomy places the organism in Eukaryota, Viridiplantae, Streptophyta, Magnoliopsida, Lamiales, Pedaliaceae.
ACCAUCUCAGGUCUCGUGAGAGCGUGGAGCGAAUCUUUGUUCCAGAAAAAGUAAUCUUUAUUUAUUAUUUCCCAACAAUCAAACAUGUAAGCGCGCAACAGCUAGCACACCGGAGCUCUCUCUCACACGGAAAUGGCUUCACAGAGCCUCAAAUCCACACCCAUUUUGCAGUUACUCUCCCUGUCACUAAUCAUAUCCCUUUCCGCCUUGGCAGAGGUUGAAGGAUUGGGCGUGAACUGGGGCACGGCGGCGUCGCACCCUCUGCCGCCGCAGAAAGUGGUGGAGCUGCUGAAAGCAAACAACAUUGGGAAGGUGAAGCUUUUCGACGCCAACCCACUUGUCCUGCAGUCUCUUUCCGGUUCCAAUAUUCACGUUACUGUAGGCGUCCCGAAUUCCAUGCUCCGCAGUCUCAACUCUUCUUUGAAGGCUGCUGAGAGCUGGGUCCACGAUAAUCUCACCCGCUUUGUGUCUGAUGGCGCCUCCAGGGUUCUCAUUGAUUAUGUUGCUGUUGGAGAUGAGCCUUUCCUUCAAAGUUAUGGUGAGCAAUUCUAUCCCUUCGUUGUUGGAGCAGCUGCCAACAUUCAAAUGGCUUUGUUCAAGGCCAACUUGGCUGAAAAGGUGAAAGUUGUAGCUCCCUGCAGUUUUGAUGCUUUCCUAUCAGAAUCUGGCCUGCCAUCAAAAGCACGAUUCAGGCCUGAUGUCAACAGAACCAUGAUUGAGCUCCUCAGAUUUCUGAACAGACAUCACUCUCCUUUUUUUGUAACCAUAUCUCCAUUCGAGAGUUACCAUGAAAACAAGAACUUUUCUCUGGAUUUUGCUCUUUUCAGAGAAGCAGCACACGCCCGAAACGAUAGUCACAAUACCUAUAAAAAUGGCUUCGACUUGAGCUAUGAUACCAUCAUCUCAGCACUAUCUACUGCUGGAUUUCCCCAAGUAGACAUAGUCAUUGGUCAGAUCGGUUGGCCUACAGAUGGCGCUCCAAAUGCUACUCCUUCUCUUGCCCAAGAAUUUAUGAGAGGCUUGAUCGACCACCUCCAUAGCAGAUCAACAAAAUCUUCAAAGCGCCAAUUGCCGGCAGAAAUAUACAUUCUCAGCCUUUUAGAUGAAGAUAAAAGAAGCAUAGCCACUGGAAACUUUGAGAGGCACUGGGGCGUGUUCACUUUUGAUGGCCAAGCUAAGUAUCAAGUUGAUCUCGGCCAGGGUUCAAGAAAACUGGUGAAUGUACGAGAUGUUCAAUACCUUUCUCCCAAAUGGUGUGUGGUAAACAACAACAAAGACUUAUUGAACACAACUGCACUUGCUUUAGAUGCAUGUGCUGCUGCCGAUUGCACAGCCAUCUCACCUGGCGGCUCCUGUUUCAACCUCAGUUGGCCUGGAAAUAUUUCUUAUGCAUUUAACAGUUUCUACCAGCAGCACGAUCAGAAUCCAGAGAGUUGUGAUUUUGCAGGCUUGGGAUUGAUUACCACUGUUGACCCAUCAGUAGAUGGCUGCAGGUUCUUCGUCGGAUUAAGGACAUCCCUUUCAAUUUCCUUACAGAAUUCUGCACGUUUCUGUUCGAUAAUUUCACCAAUGGUGACUGCAUUCUUGUGGUUACUAAAUCAAAGAUGAUAAGAAAUGUUCCUAUGCGGUACAGCAGAAAGUCAUUCUAUGUUCUGAGGUUCAGUUAAAAUUUUUUUCUUCUUCUUUUUGGUAUGUUUUGCAAAUUUUACUUUCCAUUAUUGUUCCUAUAAAAUGGUGCAUCAUUCUUCCACUGCCAUGUGUGGUUG